AUGGUUGUGGCUAAAUUAAAAAAGAAACAAUUACCCGUCUACUUUGGUCAUCCGUUCCAGUUUUGGAAAGAACGUCAGAGGCUCGAAAUGAAGGCGACAGUGGACGUAGAAGAUAUGAAGAAGAUGUCAGAUAUUGUUAAUUAUGAUCUGGACGUGGCUAUAAAACAGACAAUGGAAGAAUGUGGAUAUUGUAAAGAAAAAGAAAAGAAAGCAGAAAGUUAUAUAGAAGAGAUUGAGAAUGAAAAGAUUAGAGAGUGUCAGAAAGCUUUUGAGCGGGAGAAAAUUGCCAAAGGCAUGAUGUGUACGAAAGAAGACGAAAAACGAUUAAAAGAAAUGCAAAAAAAGCAAAUAGAAGAAAGAAAAUGUAUAGAGAGGGAAGAAAAAGAAAUUGAUAUAAUGUGGCAUCAAGUACUGCUUGAGGACUGUCAUAGAAAGGAACACAAAGAACGUAUGGAUGUUAAGAGAAGACAACAGGAGACUCUCGAACGUAGAAGAUGCUAUGACGAACAAAUAGCCAGUGCUAAUAAGAAAAGGCAAGAAUUAAUACAUCAAGAGUUAGAAAAAGAGAAUAUUAAGCUGGAGAAGAUAAAGAAGAAGAUGGAGCUAGACCAUUAUGAAGCAAUCAAAAAGAAAAAUGAUCAACAAAUGUGCAACAAAAAGAACUUCAUCGAAGGGUACGAGAACAAACUGACGAGGCUUAGAAAUGAAAAGAUUAAGGCAAGGCAAAUAGAUAAUGAAACUAUAAGAGCUGCACUAGAAGACCUAAGAAGGGAAAGAGAGAGAAAUAAAUUAAAAAUGGUUCACCUGCCGCUCGUCAAUCGUAUGGUUUAUGUUACUGACAAAAAUAAUCUAGCAUUCUUAUUACAGAAAAGCCUCCAAAUGGAAAAACAAAUCUGCGUGGAGAACUUUAAUCGCGAAAGAAGAAUGGCAUCAGCUUUAGAAGAAGAAGCUGACAAAAUUGCAGAAGAAUGGCGCCAAAUCGAGCAAGAGAAAAAUGAUGAGCAAAAGAGACGAAUGGAACAAGAGUUGCGAACACGCAAAGAGAAAGCAGGUGAAGAAUAUAAAAGGCAUAUACAAACCAGAAAUAUGGAACUAGAAAGAGCAAAACAAGAUAGAAAGGAGCGUAUGGAACGCGUUAAAAGGAGUGCAUUUUACGAACUGCAGCGAAAGAUGGACAGUGCUAACGAUGAACUUGAAAAGCAAUUGGACUACAGGCAUGCCUUGAGUUGCCAGAUUAGAAAUAAUGAAAAUUACUUGGAUACAGAACUUAGGACCAUUGAAAAUAAAGACAAACCUUUCACAAAGAAAGCUCAACUUUUUAAAGAUGUUAUGACGACUAGACUAGCAAGUUCUACGGGGAGAUCAAGUACGAAUCCCGUUCAUCCCUUCAGAAGGAUAAUAGAAUCUAAGAAAAGCAAGGAAUCUUUUCUACCAUCAAUAGGAUAA
This is a messenger RNA of Arctia plantaginis, 1446 nucleotides long. NCBI's taxonomy places the organism in Eukaryota, Metazoa, Arthropoda, Insecta, Lepidoptera, Erebidae. The record is from the annotation of a GenBank genome assembly.